AUGGCUGCCCAAACCCAUAUUUUUACCGGAUUAGCUUUGGCUUCAAGUCCUUCUUCUUCAUUUCAAUCCUCUUCUUCCAAGCCCGCUAGCCUCUGUGUCGCCACAAAGCUCUUAAGAACCUCAUUCCUUAAUGGCGGAGGGAACAUGUUACAAAUUACACGGAUGAAGUCUUUACAUUCUGAUCCAUCCCAUGGUUGUAGACGUGGAGGUGCUCUUGGUGCUCGCAUGAGCCUUUUGGACCGUUUUGCAAGGGUUAUUAAGUCAUAUGCAAAUGCACUUGUAAGUUCCUUUGAGGAUCCUGAAAAAAUCCUGGAGCAGACAGUGCUUGAAAUGAAUGAUGAUUUGACAAAGAUGCGUCAAGCCACAGCGCAGGUGCUAGCUUCUCAGAAGCGCUUGGAAAACAAGUAUAAAUCUGCACAGCAAGCUGCUGAUGAUUGGUAUCGAAAGGCACAAUUUGCUCUCCAAAAAGGAGAUGAUGAUCUUGCUCGGGAAGCUUUAAAGAGGCGCAAAUCAUAUGCUGAUAAUGCAAAUGCUUUGAAAGCUCAACUUGAUCAACAAAAGAGUGUUGUGGAAAAUCUUGUUUCUAAUACACGGCUUUUAGAGAGCAAGAUACAAGAGGCGAGGUCAAAGAAAGACACACUGAAAGCGCGUGCUCAGUCUGCAAAGACCGCAACCAAAGUGAGUGAAAUGUUGGGGAAUGUUAACACAAGUAGUGCUCUCUCUGCUUUCGAGAAGAUGGAAGAGAAAGUUUUGGCUAUGGAGUCUCAAGCAGAAGCUCUUGGACAGUUAACUGCUGAUGAUCUUGAAGGAAAGUUUGCUCUGUUGGAGGGCUCAUCCGUUGAUGAUGAGCUGGCAAACUUGAAGAAAGAGUUAUCUGGAAGCUCAAAGAAAGGAGAACUUCCUCCAGGAAGAACUGUUUCUGGCAGCGCAUUUCCAGUUCGUGAUGCUGAGAUCGAGUCGGAACUCAAUGAACUGAGGCAAAAAGCAAGAGAAUUGUAGGGAAUUACAUUGUACAGGAAGAAAAAGGAUCCAAACAGAUCAACAAUUGUAUAGCUAAACACCAACUUGAAAGAGUAAUUUUUGGAGUGAGGGUACAAUACCUUGUAUCGCAAAAUCUGUUUAGGUCACAUAUAUUGAUGAAUCUGUGGGAUCAAAUGUUGUUUGUAAGUUAAAUACACAACUUUCUGAACAUAGAUGAUCAAGUUUUUUUUGGUUAUCUAUUUGAUGUUUUUUCACCAACUUUCUGUAUAUGCCCCGGGUACUUUUCAAGAAACUGGCUGGGAUCUUUUGCA
Messenger RNA from Benincasa hispida (wax gourd), 1292 nucleotides. RefSeq names its product plastid transcriptionally active 4 (gene PTAC4). Gene Ontology annotation, biological process: thylakoid membrane organization. Lineage: Eukaryota; Viridiplantae; Streptophyta; Magnoliopsida; Cucurbitales; Cucurbitaceae. Gene Ontology annotation, cellular component: chloroplast. The record is from RefSeq and is a predicted model, not a curated record.